Telopea speciosissima is the source of this 1218-nucleotide messenger RNA. Its product is annotated as phosphatidylinositol 4-kinase alpha 2. Gene Ontology annotation, biological process: phosphatidylinositol-mediated signaling; phosphatidylinositol phosphate biosynthetic process. NCBI's taxonomy places the organism in Eukaryota, Viridiplantae, Streptophyta, Magnoliopsida, Proteales, Proteaceae. The coding region runs from base 146 to 988 and encodes 280 amino acids. The record is from RefSeq and is a predicted model, not a curated record. Gene Ontology annotation, molecular function: 1-phosphatidylinositol 4-kinase activity. The transcript has 5 exons. Gene Ontology annotation, cellular component: plasma membrane; cytoplasm.
UUACUUCACUUUCUACCACAGGGAACUGGAAAAAAUUGAAGUGGAUGGGGAUGACCUUUAUCUACCAACUGCUCCCACCAAACUUGUUCGUGGAAUUCAAUUGGAUAGUGGGAUACCUCUGCAGUCUGCUGCGAAAGUUCCUAUUAUGAUCACAUUUAAUGUGGUGGAUAGAGACGGGGAUCACAACAUCGUAAAACCCCAAGCAUGCAUCUUCAAGGUUGGAGAUGAUUGUCGACAAGAUGUUCUUGCCCUUCAAGUGAUUUCACUCCUCGAAGACAUUUUUGAAGCAGUUGGGCUUAACCUUUACCUUUUCCCAUAUGGAGUUCUUCCUACUGGCCCAGGGAGAGGCAUAAUUGAGGUUGUACCUAAUACACGGAGCAGAAGCCAGAUGGGUGAAACCACUGAUGGUGGAUUGUAUGAGAUUUUUCAACAAGACUAUGGGCCUGUUGGCUCAGACAGUUUUGAAGCUGCCCGUGAUAACUUCAUAAUUAGCAGUGCUGGUUAUGCAGUUGCCAGCCUCUUACUUCAACCAAAGGAUCGUCAUAAUGGGAAUCUUCUUUUUGACAAUGUUGGCAGGCUUGUACAUAUUGAUUUUGGUUUUAUCUUGGAAACUUCUCCUGGUAACAAUAUGCGUUUUGAAAGCGCUCAUUUUAAGCUGAGCCACGAGAUGACACAGUUGCUUGACCCAUCUGGGGUGAUGAAAAGUGAAACCUGGCUACACUUUGUAAGCUUGUGUGUGAAAGGGUAUCUUGCUGCUCGGCGUUAUAUGAAUGGGAUCCUCAAUACGGUACUGAUGAUGGUUGACAGUGGGCUACCUUGCUUCAGCCGAGGCGACCCUAUUGGGAAUCUACGCAAGAGAUUCCAUCCUGAGAUGAGCGAACGAGAGGCUGCCAAUUUCAUGAUUAAAACCUGCGCUGAUGCCUACAACAAGUGGACUACUGCAGGCUAUGAUUUAAUACAGUAUUUGCAGCAGGGCAUUGAAAAGUAGAAGCUUAUGGGCCGCCCUCUUUAAAUUAUCAUUCCUUGCAAGUGUACUCGUCUUCGUUUACCUGUUAAUUUGUAGAAAGAAUUUUUCUUGAGAGUUUUUCCUUAGUGAGGUUUCUGAGAAACAUUGUAAAUGCGGGAAACACUUGAAAGAAUCAAAAGUUCUUUGUUGUGGGACUACAUCUGAGUUCUGUUGAAAUUCAAAGUGUAUCUUGUACCUCCAAUAUAUCAAUG